AUGUUCCCGACAGAAGAACACAUUGGAUAUCGCUGGUGGGAAUCGUCUGAUUUGCACGCAUGCUUCAUAUUCCUAAUAAAUCUGUUCCCGGUGUACACUAUUGAACAGCUCGCAAAAGACCCGCAGGGCGUUGGCUUUCUAAUCUCCCAUAUGUGGUUAAACGCGUGGGCUGUUCUAUGA
Molecule: messenger RNA, 180 nt
Organism: Penicillium coprophilum
Lineage: Eukaryota; Fungi; Ascomycota; Eurotiomycetes; Eurotiales; Aspergillaceae
Exons: 2
Coding region: 1-180 (59 amino acids)
Source: RefSeq, a predicted model, not a curated record